This is a messenger RNA of Periophthalmus magnuspinnatus, 2236 nucleotides long. RefSeq lists its product as uncharacterized. NCBI's taxonomy places the organism in Eukaryota, Metazoa, Chordata, Actinopteri, Gobiiformes, Gobiidae. The coding region runs from base 182 to 838 and encodes 218 amino acids. The record is from RefSeq and is a predicted model, not a curated record. The transcript has 4 exons.
ACACGAUCCAAUUACGCACGACUAGUUCCGGAUAGAGGCGUGGCUUUUGGGGGAAAGGAACAUCCUGAAUGGCUGUCUUGGAAACACAGGUCUAAUUAUGCAAGGUGCCCAAUCCAGAUAGACAAGUAAAGGAAAAGUUCCUGAAGUUCACUUGUACAGAAUUGAUUUGGAUUUUGCAAACAUGAAGUUCCAAAUAAUGAUACCGAUUUCCAUUGCGCUGUCCGUAGCCUCGUUCGCGAUGAUUAAAAUCCGUUUACCUCUAUUGGCAGCUGAAGAAAAAAGGAAUACGAUGCUAGAUGUGAAGUUGCGGGUGACCGAGGAGCUGCUGGGGGAGUUUGAGAAAGAGAAAAAUAUAAUCGACUCUAGAAUUGAGACGGAGAAAAGCGCGCAAGAGCCGCUCCAAAAGGAAAUAACUGAACUAUCCACGAACACGAAGAAAGAAGAGCUGGAUACGUGUUUGGGGCUUAAGAAAGGUUUCACCGAUGAAGAAACUUCAGCGCAAGACCAAAUAAACACGUUCCAAAUUGAGAGCGCUAAGGAGAAGACGGCUUGGGAAGCAGAGAUGGAAACUCUAAAAGGGACCCUCAAUACACAAAGUCCCAUUUGUAACUUCCUCAAAACAGGAGCCUCAUUGCCAGGUGUUUGUCCCAAGAAAGAAGAGGCAAAACCAGAGGAGGCGAAGGUCGAGCCCCCCAAAGCUGAAGAACCUAAACCGGAAGCCCCCAAACCAGAAGAGGCCAAACCAGCAGAAGCCAAACCAGCAGAAGCCAAACCAGCAGAAGCCAAACCAGAAGAGGCUAAACCAGCAGAGGCCAAACCAGAAGCUCCUAAACAAUAAAACCUGAAAGCAAACAUCUCUUUGCACAAUAGCAGCCAUCUUAUUCUGGUCUUUGACAGUGGCUGUGGUUACAUGCACACUCAAAAUCAGAUUAUUAUCAGAUAUUUUGAGUUAUAAAACUGUUAAAAUCACAUGUAAACCGCAAAAUUAUCAUCAUAUUUCUUUCUGAUAAUGGUCUUUUGACUCAUAUCAGAUUUGACAGGACAGGACUAUUAACAAACCCAUUUCCAUUUCUAUUAUUUUCCUUGAGGGGCCACUAGCCUCCCCUAGAAGAGCCAAUGCACCCCCCAAAGAUAUUUUCAUAGCACUUUUGAUCUUGACUAAAAAUGUGCAAAUGCCGACCACAAAAUGAGCCUGCAAUUGAAAAAGAUUCCAUAUGAAGUUUUACAAAUCACUACAGGGGCUUACUACAUUUCAACUUGUUUAAAACAUCAUAUCAAAUGUGUUAGAGGGAGGGGGACGAGCUCACAUCCACAGAAGAAUUAAAAUGAGCAUGUUAAGCGUGUGCCCCCAUAGGUUACCCAGCCAAAAAAAUCUAGUGCCGCCCCUGUUCUUAUGAAGGUCUUGCUAAAAUGUGUAUAGCUUUGAAAUCGCAGCUAGAGGUGUAUUCACAUGCUCUUGGUCUUGGUCAUAACCCACCCCAUAAUUCUUUUUAAAAUGAUUCAUUGACUUAUUAACUUGGUCAGCUCCCCCAUAAACUCGGGGAGGUUUAUUAGCUGGCCUCUGUUCUGUCUCAUAGUUUGUUUAUUGUUUUUUAUUUGAAUGGUGUCAUAUCAGAUGGAGAUCAGCGGGUCAGUGUAACUCUACAAAAGAUUAUUUACUAUUUUGGAAAAAGAAACAAUGAUUUAUGACUCUUAAACUUGGUCAGACAUGGGGUAUAAAAGCUGAAACAUGCACCAACUAUGAAUGUUACUAUGAAGUUACUGAAGUAAAUGUAAUUUGCUACUAUCCACAUUUGAACACGUUGCAGUUCAGAAACAUGGAAGUUUGGUUUUAUGUGUCAUAAAAUGUUGGUGUAUAUAUGUGAUAUACUUGUUACAGUUAUAAUGUUGCCUAAAAUUAAAAAAUACAUUUAUUUUAAUAUUUUUUUGUUCUAGCAAUAACCAGUAACCAGUGAUGGAGGAAGUACUCAAUUGUGUUAUUUAAGUAAAAGUGCAGUUACACGAGCAAAAAAAUACUCAAAAGUAAAAGUAUCAUAUGAAAAGUCUACUCAGGUAAAAGUAUUAACGUACCUGUUUAAAAAUGCACAGUAUUUUGUGCAGAUUUUGAGAACUAAUAAAUAAUAUAAUUGUUGUUUUUUUUUUAGCUGUUUUCAUUUGUAUGGGGUUUUUUUUGCUCAAACUAUGAACGUGUUAAAAAUAAACCAUCGGCCUUUUCAGCAGGUCUCAAACAAUAAUG